Messenger RNA from Glycine soja, 504 nucleotides. RefSeq lists its product as uncharacterized. Gene Ontology annotation, biological process: anaphase-promoting complex-dependent catabolic process; protein K11-linked ubiquitination. Gene Ontology annotation, cellular component: anaphase-promoting complex. The transcript is spliced from 4 exons. Lineage: Eukaryota; Viridiplantae; Streptophyta; Magnoliopsida; Fabales; Fabaceae. The coding region runs from base 1 to 504 and encodes 167 amino acids. The record is from RefSeq and is a predicted model, not a curated record.
AUGAUUGACAGAACAGAAACAACGGCAAUGGGUCAGGUUCAACCAAUCAACAAAAGGAGGAAUGAAGUGGACAGAAAGGUGGAGGCAAACCUUAAAGCAAUUGAGGAAAUAAAAGCUGCAACUGAUAUGGCUCUAAGGAAUGCAGAGAUGGCAGAUUCUGCAAUGGUUGCAGUUGAGGAAACUGCUCGCUGGAACCCACAGAGCCUCCUAUCGAAGAAAAGUCAAAGAAAACCCUACACUGCUGUUGGAACUGUGGGUCGAAGAAAACCCUACACUGCUCUUGGAACAGUCGUGGGUGCUCAAAGCUCAAAGCUUUCUACGCUGCCAGUUAACAAGUUGAUUGUGCUUUACGUGGUUUUCAAGCUUGACGAGAGUUACACGCCGAGCAAAGUUUCCAUCUGUGCCGGUGAUGGUUUUCUCAACUUGAAGGAAAUUAAGACCGUGGAACUCGUGAAGCCAACUGGGUGGUUUUAUCUAUCCUUGUCUGGAGCUGAUCCUAGAUAA